CGGGCGGCUCUCUGUCCCCCCCGCCCGGGUGAAGUGGCCGAGGCUGGACGACGCUACCCCGGCAGCGGGCGCAGCGCGGAGAACCGGGCGGCGACGGCUCCGCGACGGCACGGAUGUCGGGCUUCAGGUGCUGCAGAGGUGGCGGAGGCGAUGGCAGACCGGAGCGUCCUUUGCAAGGCCGGGAUUGGAAAGUAUGUAUGACCAACUGCCCUACACUGAUUGUUAUGGUUGGCCUCCCAGCAAGAGGGAAAACCUACAUCUCAAAGAAAUUGACACGUUACUUAAACUGGAUUGGAGUGCCUACAAAAGAAUUCAAUGUUGGUCAGUAUCGGCGAGAUUUGGUAAAAACAUACAAGUCCUUUGAGUUCUUCCUGCCAGACAAUGAAGAAGGCCUGAAAAUCCGAAAACAAUGUGCCUUAGCAGCACUGAAUGAUGUUCGGCGAUAUCUUUGUGAAGAAAAUGGGCAUGUAGCAGUUUUUGAUGCCACAAACACUACAAGGGAACGUAGAGAAACCAUCUAUACGUUUGGUGAGGAAAAUGGGUAUAAGACUUUUUUCGUGGAGUCAGUAUGUGUGGAUCCAGAGGUUAUUGCUGCAAAUAUUGUGCAAGUGAAACUGGGCAGUCCUGAUUAUGUUGACUGUGGUAGUGAUGAAGCUGCAGAAGACUUCAUGAAAAGAAUUGAGUGUUACAAGAAUACAUAUGAGACACUAGAUGAAAACCUAGACAAGGAUCUUUCUUACAUUAAAAUCAUGGAUGUUGGAAGGAGUUAUCUUGUGAACCGAGUAAUGGACCACAUCCAGAGUCGGAUUGUUUACUACCUCAUGAAUAUCCAUGUAACUCCUCGCGCCAUCUACCUCUGUCGACACGGUGAAAGUGAACUAAAUCUAAAGGGAAGAAUAGGAGGGGACACUGGGUUGUCUCAUAGGGGGAAAGAGUUUGCCAAGAGCUUGGCGCACUUCAUUAAUGAGCAAAACAUCAAAGAUCUGAAAGUAUGGACUAGCCAAAUGAAGCGGACCAUUCAGACAGCAGAGGCUUUGGGAGUGCCUUAUGAGCAAUGGAAAGUUUUGAAUGAAAUAGAUGCGGGAGUCUGUGAAGAAAUGACAUAUGAAGAAAUUCAGGAAAAUUAUCCAUUAGAAUUUGCUUUGAGAGACCAGGACAAAUACAGAUACAGAUAUCCUAAGGGGGAGUCCUAUGAAGAUCUUGUUCAAAGGUUGGAGCCAGUAAUUAUGGAGCUGGAAAGGCAGGAAAAUGUGCUUGUAAUCUGUCACCAAGCUGUUAUGCGCUGUCUGCUUGCUUACUUUCUGGAUAAGCCCGCAGAACAACUGCCUUAUCUCAAGUGCCCACUGCAUACUGUCUUAAAGCUAACCCCAGUGGCUUAUGGUUGCAAGGUGGAAUCUAUAUUUCUGAAUGUUGAAGCUGUAAAUACGCACAGAGACAAACCACAGAAUGUAGACAUUUCGAGACCUCCCGAGGAAGCUCUUGUAACUGUCCCUGCUCACCAGUGAAUCCUGUGUCCUGAUCAGCUAUGAAACAUGUGAAUGUCUGCGUUAGCCGCUCUCGAGAAGAAGCCUUGAGGACUGUGCCGAAUCAGUUGUAGCUCUCUUGGGCCCCAACCCCCGUCCCAUACUGCUGAAGCAGUGCUAAGGAAACCACUCAGGGACAUGAGAAUAAUGAAGAAAGCCUUCAAGAAAGCCAAGCCACCUACGAAUACACACACUCCUCUUUUUAGAAUGUGUUUUAACCCCCUGGGACGAGGCAGACUUAACAUGAAAGGUUGAAACAUGCCAAGUAUUUAUGGAACAUUGAACAAAAUGGCUUUUAAAUUAAUAUAUGUUAUCUUUAUCCUGUUGUUCCUCACCUGUGAAUGUUAAGGUGUAUGAAAUGGGGUUGUCACUUUUAAUGUCAUAUCUUAACUUCAGCAUUAUUCCGUAAAUGAUUCCUGCUAUUCCAGUUCCAGACUUCCGGUAGUAGCAUUUCAUUAUUAUUUUAUUCAAAUAUUAUGAGAUCUUACAUUACCAAACACAAAAUAAGCAUUUCUCUGAGGAUAUUUAAAAUAUUUAUUCCAGUAUACAAGAUCUCUGUCCAACCCUGGAAGAAUUCAUUCCAAUUUUCCUUUCCAUUUAGUAAAUACUUAAUCCUGUUAAUAUCUACUUUAGCCACAAACAAUGUUUUCCUAAUCCAAUCAGUGCUAUACAAUAGAAUAUUAUAUUUCCAUUUUGGGGGGCAAUCACACUGUAGUAUUUGAAAUUUUAAAAAGUAUAUCUAAUUUCCAAAUAACUUUAUUAAAGGCUCCACUUGAUACCCUAUAGCACCUACUGGGAAGAAUGAAUGAAUAAUAUUUGCUCAAGUGCACUCCUUUUGUCUUGUUGAAUUGUUCCAAAAAAACCUGGUUAUUUUUUUAAAAAAUUGGUAGGAUAAACAUGUUUUAUAAGCCUGUUUUUAAAGAGCAUUGCUCUUUUUUUUUCUUUUUUUAACUUUAAGCUUUUAUUAAAAGAAAGAAAUGUCCAAACAGGUUCGAAUUAAACCAAUGGGAAAAUUUUAAUUAAUAUUACCUUAGCUUAGCUUACAUGGAACAAAUAACAAGACAAUAAAAUUAGAAGAUGGUGUAUAGUUGGCAGAGGUUAAACAGCAGUAAUAGUGCAGGGUGCAAGACAAAUUUCGAGGCACACCAAAUGAUCACGAGGCUCCAGUGAGUUAUUGGCAUUAUCCGAGCUUAUUUUUUAUUUUCUUGAACCAAAGUUAACAGAUAAAGUAUUACAUGUUUGUUUGUUUUUAAUUGUGUUUUAGUGUUAAGUUGUAUUCAUGUUUUUCCAGUUAAAGUACAUCGGCAGGGUCAGAUGAAAGAGAUCCUUCAGCAGCUAUUGUAAAGAUAUUUACAUUCAUAGUGAAAUAUUCUUCAGUCCCACAAAAGGGGGACUCCUGGUACUCCCUUUCUGUGGGCCUGAAGGAUGUUCAGAUAAUCUUAUGCAUAUAGGAAUGCAGUCUUGUAGGUGGAUUUGUGAAAUUUUAUUAAUUUUACUUUUUGGGCACAGGCCUUGGGGGGAAUAUGCUCCACCUGUUGAAAUGAAUGGAAUUUGUACAGAAGAAAUUACUCUUAAGAGUGAUACAGUUUUGUGCAUGUUGGUCCAUUUCUAUUUGUUGUACUAUACAAUUUAUAGUGUAAAUGUUUGUGUGAUGGAAGUCAGCAGAAAGCAGCAAAUUAGGUGCCUCUUAGUUCUUGAAAUGAAGAACUGUUGACCUCUGCAAUCAGCAUUUUGUUUGUCUCACUAUCUGUAUUGGUACCUUAUUGAACCUUGUCAUGCUGUUAAUGUUAGAAUUCUGUGCAAUGUACCAUGUUAGCUUUGCAAGUUGGGGGCUCAAAUCGUUUUUGGAUUUUACGUAGGUGGGCGCUUUAACGCAACCUGUUGCUGUAUUGUGAAUUUCUUUUAACAACCCAGUUUGAGCAAUAUUCAAUGCUCUGGAAAUAAGCCAUAAAGCCAAUCUUAUUUCAGAAAAUUCUUACGUUAAACACUUACAGCAACUACACAUCAAAAGCGCUUUAGCUCUAUUCCAUGCUAUAAGAUAAUAUGCAUUUACAUUGUAAUGUAUUUAUUCAGGUAGAUCACUAGGUACUGGAGAAGACUGGGAAGCACACACAGUAAUAUGGGAUGUAUAAGGUGGAGAAGAGGAUGCCGUGUUAUGGCUUCCCUGAUUAGCAUAGAUGAAUUCAAUCAACAAACAAAUUCUUUGGAUAUGGGGCACUGAGUAUAAAGGAUUUUGCUACUUAAGUGGACUGAAUUUAAUCCUUGAAGUUGAAGAUUUUCCAGAAGAAAAAUGGGCAGAUAUUAUUUUGCACAUUGUAUGGUGAAUGUGUAUUUUGUAAGAAAAUACUCUUCUCUUCAUUUAGCCAAGGAAGUAAGCUUGUCUUCAUUGAUAGGUGUAAAAUAUUCUUAUCUUUCCUUAACCAGAAAAAAAGUAUUUGUUUUCCUUAUUUCCUGAUCUUCAUAUUUUUCAAUGUGCUGUAAAAUUCUGUGGCUGAAUAUUUAAUGUAUAGUAGAUAUUUUUAUAGAUUAUAUCUAAACAUACUGUGAUAACAGUGGUUUCUUCUUAUUACAGGAUGGAUGUAUAAUUGAAAAUUUAAGUUAUAAAUUUAAUGUUGAUACUUGAAAAUAUAAAACUAGAAAGCUCUUGAUUCUACUUAAACUGUGAUCUUAAACACACAGGGUUAGAUCCAGGGAUUUAGUUGUACUUAACUAGUUGAUCAUGGCUAACUUAAGUCCCAUUGAUUUCAGUAGUUCUACUGUAAGUAUGACUACAUCUGGAUCUAACCCACAACUUGAAAGCAAGCCCUUUUGAAAUUAGUUGGACUUGCUUCUAAGUAAAUGAGUUUAAAAUUGAGGUGUUAGAUUUUGUGUGCCAUCAGCAACACUUGGAUUUCCCAAUGAUCAACUCCAUUCAUACAUUAUAUAUUUUUUAGAUAUAAAAGGGGAAUUUGAGAAACUUGUUUAUAAAAAUGUGGAUCUCACAGACACAUUAAUCAGGGAGCUGUGAUUAGCAGCAGUUUCUUGUUAAGUGUGUAGUUGUGGGCAAACAUGGGUUUACAACAGGAUAAUGUGUGAAAUGGCUUUCAGUCAGUACUGGGGAGUUCAAAAUGUUAUGAAAAUCUCUUCAUCUUGUCCUAAUAUGUAUAGUUGACCCAAAGGAUUUUGAAUGAGGAUUUUAAAUCAGUAGUGACUGUUAAUUCAUUUACUAGUUCUAAUGCAGUCCUUUGAUAUAUCCGGCCUUGAAUUUAAUAUUUUGAGAGAUACUAAUCUUAUGUAAUAUUUGUUCCAAAAUAAUAAAUGCUCUGUUUUAAAUUG
Elgaria multicarinata webbii is the source of this 4838-nucleotide messenger RNA. RefSeq names its product 6-phosphofructo-2-kinase/fructose-2,6-biphosphatase 4 (gene PFKFB4). Gene Ontology annotation, biological process: fructose 2,6-bisphosphate metabolic process; fructose metabolic process. Gene Ontology annotation, molecular function: 6-phosphofructo-2-kinase activity; fructose-2,6-bisphosphate 2-phosphatase activity; ATP binding. The transcript is spliced from 15 exons. Gene Ontology annotation, cellular component: cytosol. Bases 114 to 1505 code for a protein of 463 amino acids. The record is from RefSeq and is a predicted model, not a curated record. Lineage: Eukaryota; Metazoa; Chordata; Lepidosauria; Squamata; Anguidae.